Molecule: messenger RNA, 986 nt
Organism: Phragmites australis (common reed)
Lineage: Eukaryota; Viridiplantae; Streptophyta; Magnoliopsida; Poales; Poaceae
Product: mavicyanin-like
Exons: 2
Coding region: 345-866 (173 amino acids)
Cellular component (GO): plasma membrane
Molecular function (GO): electron transfer activity
Source: RefSeq, a predicted model, not a curated record
UGAUCUCGAUCGACCAUCUAGCUAGCAAAUGAACUGAUCGAGAGCUCGCUAGCGAGCAGUGGCGGAUCGUAGCCACGAAGUAGGAGAUUUUUUUUCUCUUCUUUUUCUCCGACUUCUUUUCUUUUCUUCUUCUUUCCCAUCUAUACCAAAAAAAAAAAUGAAAGGGGUUUGAGAGCUCUAGUGCAUCCGGAGCAGUGAAUCCACCCCUGCUAGCGAGCUAGUAUAUAUGCACGCGCCAUACAAGCCAUUCUUGCCGGCCCAUUUCCUCUCAUUCCUCUCGUCGUCCGGCGUCGUCCUCUGCUUGCCCCUUCCGGCCGUUCUAUAUUUCGUUAUAGCUAGCGUCCAUGCAGAUGGAGAUGAGAGCUCUAGUUCUUGCGGCCAUGGCCGCGGUGCUCCAAGCGGCGGCCGCGGCGGUGACGACCUACACGGUGGGCGCGCCGAACGGGCUGUGGGACCUGCAGACCAACUACGCCGAGUGGGUCGCCACCAAGACCUUCCACCCCGGCGAUAACAUCACGUUCACGUACUCGCCGGAGCUGCACGACGUGGUGGAGGUGAGCAAGGCCGGGUACGACGCCUGCUCCAGCAUCAACAACGUCUCCGCCUUCCGCACCGGCAACGACGUCGUCCCGCUCACCGCCGUCGGCACGCGCUACUUCCUCUGCGGCCUCACCGGGCACUGCGACAGCGGCAUGAAGAUCCGGGUCGACGUCGUCGCCGCGGCCGGCUCCUCGCCAGGCCCAGCCGCCGCGGCGCCGACGUCCGCCGCCGCCUCGUCCGCCACUGGGAUCGUUGGCCUCGGCGUCCUACUAGUAGCCGUGCAGGACGCCAUCGUCUCUCGUGCAUUACAGUUCUCAAUUGUUUAGGGUUGCAACUUCCGUUGUGUUUGUGUAUUUCAUUUCAUUUCGUCUAGUUUGUUUGUUUGUUUCAGCUGCAUGCAUGUAUCUGUACACUUUGUUAUUUGAAGAUCUCAGAGAUUUGCUUAA